This is a messenger RNA of Haliotis rufescens (red abalone), 3214 nucleotides long. Its product is annotated as sodium- and chloride-dependent glycine transporter 1-like. NCBI's taxonomy places the organism in Eukaryota, Metazoa, Mollusca, Gastropoda, Lepetellida, Haliotidae. The coding region runs from base 316 to 2121 and encodes 601 amino acids. The transcript is spliced from 15 exons. Gene Ontology annotation, cellular component: membrane. Gene Ontology annotation, biological process: sodium ion transmembrane transport. The record is from RefSeq and is a predicted model, not a curated record.
CGAUGAGUGACCUCAGACAAUGGUUGAAAGCAAAAGUUUCCAUUGUUCAUAAACUUUAAUGUUAUCAUAUUGGGAGCACAAGGAUUGAGAGUGGUUGAACAUGCAGCUGUCACAUAGCAUCAUAGUUUACGUUAGCAUGUCCGCCAUAUAUGCCUAUUGGAGCAAUGUCUGCUAUUCAUUGACAGUUUGUUCCGCGCAUCAACCAGACGUGACGCGUUUCAUGCUUGACAUUAUUACCAGCAGGCCGGCUCUAGAUAGGACUUACAUGUACGUAUUUCGACCGCCGGGAUCAUAUCUUUUGAGGAGAAGUUAAUAAUGGAGGGCCACGUCAAUGCAAAGGAAAGUAUUGGCGAUAAAAGAGAAACUUGGGCGCAUAAGAGAGAAUAUAUUUUGUCUAUGCUUGGCUACAGUGUAGGAUUUGGCACACUCCUGAGAUUCCCCUACCUGUGCAACAGAAAUGGUGGCGGUGCCUUCCUCAUCCCAUAUUUCACUGCAAUCAUCGCAUGCAGUGUUCCGUUGUUCUUCCUGGAGGUGUCCAUCAGUCAGUUUUCCAGCAGGAGUGCCACUCAUGUCUGGGUUCUUUGUCCUUUAUUUAAAGGAAUUGGCAUCUCCCAGAUACUCAGAACUAUUUUUGGAGUCAUACCGGAUGCUCUCAUCAUGACCUGGGUAAUUUACUAUCUGAGCCAAUCUUUCAGAUCUGUAUUGCCCUGGACAACGUGUGACAACUGGUGGAAUACUCCUGUGUGUAUCAAAAGACUCACCAAUGAUUCAUCUUAUGUCUUCUUCAACAGUACUGUGGAACAUCAACUUCUCCACAACGCUGUAUGGAGAAAGCCAAAUUCAACAUUGACUGCCUCGGAGGAGUACUGGCAGUUCAACGCCCUUCGAGUUUCAACUGGAAUAGACAAAUUUGGGACCGUUCAGCCCCACAUGCUUCUCAGUCUCCUGUGUUCCUGGACCAUUGUGUUUCUGUGUUUGAUGAGAGGAGUGCGGUCGGUAGGGAAGGUCGUGUACGUGACCGCUGUGAUGCCGUACAUUCUCCUAACGGUGCUGUUGAUCAGGUCGUGCAUGAUGCCAGGAUCGGUCGAUGGAUUACUUUAUUUUCUUCGUCCAGACUUCUCGCGUCUUGGAUCGGUUCAGGUAUGGCUAGAAGCACUCCUCCAAGCGUUUUAUUCCAUGGGUACAACUUUCGGGACACUCAACACUGUUAGCAGCUACAACAAAUUCCAUAACAACUGUCUUAGAGAUGUGGCAAUGUUGACCAUCAGCGGAGAAGCCAGCAGUAUUUUCAGUGGAUUGGUUGUGUUCUCUACUCUAGGAUUCAUGGCUCACGAGGCUCAGAUCCCUAUGUCGGAUGUGGUGUCUUCAGGAGCGGGGCUUGGUUUUAUCAUCUACCCUGAAGCUAUAGCCAAACUGCCUGUGCCUCAACUGUGGUCUGUCCUGUUCUUCCUCACGCUGCUUUCUUUGGGGAUCGACACUUUGUUUGGAGCAAUGGAAACCAUCAUAGCCGGAAUAUCAGAAGCGUUCCCAAAGCAUCUUAUGAAGAGAAGAAUUCUUGUCACUGCAGGCGUUUGUCUGUGCAUUUUUCUGCUUUCUAUUCCUUACGCGACACAGGGCGGAGUCUAUCUGUUCCAACUGCUGGACUGGUAUGCCUCCUCCUUUAACGUUCUGUUUAUUGGAUGCCUGGAGUGCUUGGUCAUCAGCUGGAUCUAUGGUUCUAAACGGUUCACUCUUGACGUGGAAAUGAUGCUUGGGCGACGAACCCCGUUAGUGCUGAGCAUUAUGUUAUCCUACAUCACUCCUGUCAUUCUGUUUGCGGCCCUAAUCCUGUCUCUCUUCAUGUACGACCCGCCCAGCUACGGGGCAUACGUAUAUCCAGAUUACGCCAAAGUUGUUGGAAUCCUUAUGGCAGUUGUCAUGACUUUACCGAUACUGUUCAUGAUGAUCUACCAGAUCGUUAAGAGGGACGGGACCAUCAUACAGCGUCUCAAACUCGCAACUGUGCCUUCUCUUGCCUGGGGCCCUGCUCGGACCGAACACAGGAAACUGUAUCUGGAAAGAGAUCAUCAACAUGGGGUGCUUAUGGUGCCGGUGGCCAUGGACCCUGCGUGCCUGGAGUAGACCAAUCUAAUUUGGGUACAUAAUUUGUUCAGAGAAAAUGAUGGCAAGUCUCCAAACUAAACACUGAUCUUUUUUUCGGAGAACUGCAUGCUGUUGGUGACCUGGUACCGUUGCUGUAAUCUGUAGAUGGUUCUCACGUAGACUUUAAUAACAUUGGUAAUCAUUCGUGCAGUCUCGUCAGCAUUCAGUCGUCUUAAAGCAUGGUUUCUCUGAUUCUCAUGAAGUCAGGGUGUUUUUGUACCCCACCACCUUUGGUAUGGUUUUUUUCCAAACCGUAGGUGUAUAUUAACAUAUGAUUCACAAUAAUAACAUCUCUUGUUGUGAGAAGAUUAUUUACAUAAAUGCUUUCAUAGAAUCCCAGAGUUUAAUUCCGAUCAGUGCCACCAGAAUGAGUUGACAUUACGACCAUGGAUACGAAAUCCGAUUGGCAAAUCAGUGAAAAGAGUAUUGUCGUUCUGCCCCCGGAACUCCGUAGAGGAACAAGUACUAUCCAUAUGUUGGUCAGCGAGAUCUAACUGUUGAUAAUCAAAUUACACAUGACAAGUUAUCCUCACUAUAUGACCUCCAUUCUGUAGCAGACGCAUCGCAACCCGUCCGCACAAAGCUGGACGCACGGUGUCUGUGGGUAACCAGCUGGUAAUCGGGGGAUGUAGAUUUAGUAUUCUUAUGAAGAUGUCACCAUAAUAGCCUCAAGGAUGAGUUUGACAGUAGCCAAUUUGUCCUUAUGCGUGUCAUUAGUCACGUAAUCAACAUUCAGUUAUUGGAAACUCUUUAUGGUUUCAGGUAUUUCUCUCUAUAUAUAUAUGAACAGUGAAUAAAUGUUAACUCACGGGAAUUGGAUAUUAUAUGGAGAAUCUCGCCCAAGUGUCUUUUGAUAUCAAAUAUAUCUACACGAGUCAAUCAAAAGUUUAAAACUCCGAGGCUUGCCGAGGAGGUUUAAACUUUUAUCGACGCGUGUUGAUAUAUUUGAUAUCAAAAGACACAAAGGUGAGAUUCUGUUUAUCAUCAAACACCAUUCUUUAUGUUUUUCAGUUUGUAGACAGUAAUAAGCAGAGUCUUCAGUGUAAAAAGUACUGCUAACAGCCUCAGUAGC